AAAAUAAUAAAAUAAUAAAACAGAGUAACCUAAACACUGAAAACCAUCAUCAUCUAUCAUCACCGCAGCAAAGAAGCAAGGAGGCCAGGCCACUGUUCUAUUUUUCUCUUGUAUAUCAUCACUUUCGCUUCCAUUUUAAUCAGCCGUGUUUGUUUAUUCACACUCUCUCUACCCCUCUAUUCUCUCUUUUACACCUCAAACAAACACAACUUUUAAUCAAUUCCUUUUUUAUUUUAAUUUUUGUUAAUUUAACCCUAAUUUUGUACUGCUAUGCCCGAUAUAACGACUUCUACUCCCUCAUCGCCGAUUGCUUCUCAUCCGAAAAAGCCGCCGCCGGAGAUUCAGCCGAUGUCGGCGACGGGAGAGGCUGCCGCCGUCUCCGCCGCCGUGAAUGAGAGUUCUGAUUGUGGAGGUGACAAUGCUGGUGGUGUAUCUAAGAAGUCUGUGUGGAAAAGUGUAAACGGUGUCGUUGAGCCUGCUCCGGUUAUGGGAGGUUCUGCUUGGCCUACUAUUACUGAGUCGACUCGCGGUUCGCCUAAAUCGUCGUCGAGUUCCGCGAAAAAUUUGUCUGAUGCCUCGAGUUCGGUUGCGCAGGAACAAGUAACAACAAUACAUGCACCUCAGAAACAAGCUACUGCUAAUGGACACCUUAACUCCAAUCAUAAUCGCAACAAACAACCUUAUCGACAAAGGUCUAUGAAGAAAGGUGGCAGUACAGGGGCUGGAUCAGGUCAGAGUGGCGCCAUUCGCCCGCCCCCUCCGCCUCCACCACCUCCAUUUCCCAUACCUUUUGGUAAUCUAUUACCGCCUGGGAUAGAGAUGCCUCUUAGAGAGCCAGCUCCAUAUCUGAGCAAUAACCGAGAAGCAAGACCAGUCGGAGGUGUAGGGUCUCAUUCACCAAGAAAUCCUUCUAGACGGGGUAACUUUGGUUCUCGACCUGCCGGAGAUGGAGGAUAUAACAAUAGUUAUGGAGCCCGGCAUGACCAAGAUCGCGACAGAAAUGCUUCUCGAAAUCCCUCUGGAAGAGAUGUACAUAUGCAUCAUAUGGUUCCCCCUCCUCCACCACCUCCUCCUCCUCGAGGUUUGGCAAGACCAGUGUUGCCAGGACCUAUACCAUACAUUCCUCCCCGGCAUGUGCGACCAUUUGGGAAUCCCAUGCCUUUUGAUAUGGUCCCUCCUUAUCUAUAUGUUCCACCAAUGCCUCCUGACUCCUUCAGGACUGUUCCACUCGUUCUCCCGCCACCUCCACAUAUAUAUUUCCCUCUUAUUGAUCCAAAUUUGCGAACUUUGUUACUCAACCAGAUCGAUUACUAUUUCAGUGAAGGUAAUUUGGUUAAAGAUGACUUCUUAAGGUCAAACAUGGAUGAUCAGGGAUGGGUAUCUAUUAGUUUAAUAGCAAGUUUUCCUCGAGUUUCGAAAUUGACAAACGAUGUCCAAUUGAUUCUGGAUACUUUGGGAGCUUCAACUGUUGUGGAAGUACAGGGGGACAAGAUUAGGAGACGGGAGAAUUGGCAGAAGUGGAUCCCUUCAGUUAGUCAGAGUUUGCCAGACCUUGGUUCUCAAUCUCAACCUCAAAGCGAGUCAACUGACAUCAUGCUGGCAACUUCCAUUCAGGAGGUCCAUUUAGACAAGGAGACAACUAACAAGGUCAAUAGUACAGACACGAAGAUAGAGCAAUCGGAGACAGAAUCCAGUAUAGUUCCAUCUACGGACUCGAUGAUUACUCAAUCAGAACCUGCAAAGGGCGAAAAUCCAGCUGAACAAUCCGACUAGGGGUGUACCAAAGCAACAGGCAGCUAUUGAAAUUCCCAUAGAUUAAUUUUUGAGAAUUAUAAUAAUAAUUCUAUAGUGCUAAGUUCAGUCCAAAGUUUGAAAUUGAUUCGAAAUUCCUAUCUUGGUCUGAUUUUUUCUGGGAAACUAUUACAAAUUAUACAAUUUACCGUUUUAUGUGGAAAUUAAGAGUAGCCAGAUUUUGGUUUUUGUGGAUA
Daucus carota subsp. sativus is the source of this 1988-nucleotide messenger RNA. RefSeq names its product la-related protein 1C. Bases 271 to 1773 code for a protein of 500 amino acids. The transcript is spliced from 6 exons. Lineage: Eukaryota; Viridiplantae; Streptophyta; Magnoliopsida; Apiales; Apiaceae. The record is from RefSeq and is a predicted model, not a curated record. Gene Ontology annotation, molecular function: RNA binding.